GGCGCGGGGCCGGUCCCGGGCGCGCUCCCUCCCCAGCGGCCGCGGUUGCACCGGCGCGGGCAGCGGGGCCGCGGCCCAGGGGCUCGUCCGUCGGCGCCAGCGGGAGGGGGAACGGGCCGCCCCCCGGGCUGCCCCCGGCAUGGGGCGCUGCUGGGGCCGCCCCGUCGGCCGGGCCCGGCGCGCCCCCGGACUCUGCCUGCGGCGCCGCCCGCGGGGCCUGUAGGGGCGGCCGCGCCGCGCCGGGCCGGGGGGAGCGGCGGCAUGAGGAGCCGCUGCGGGCACCGGCAGUGAAUGGGCGUCGCGGCGGAGCGGGAGGAGCCGGAGCCGCUGCCGCGAUGGCUCAGGAGAAAAUGGAGCUGGACCUGGAGCUGCCGCCGGGGAGCGCCGCGGCCCCGAGCGACGGGGGCGGCCUGAGGCGCUCGAACAGCGCCCCGCUCAUCCACGGGCUCAGUGACAACUCGCAGGUUUUUCAGCCUUAUGUGCUGCGAACUCGCAGGAACAGCACGACGGUGAUGAGCCGGCACAGCAUGUUGUUGUCAUCGUCUCCUAUUCGUAUUCCUAGCAGCCGACUUCAUCAGAUCAGAAGGGAGGAAGGAGUGGAUUUAAUGAACAGAGAAACAGCGCAUGAAAGGGAAGUGCAAACAGCAAUGCAGAUAAGCCAGUCAUGGGAGGAAAGCUUGAGCCUGAGUGACAAUGACUUGGACAAGUCUGAGAAAUCUUCCUCCCCAAAGAGAAUAGACUUCAUUCCAGUUUCGCCUGCACCUUCCCCUACAAGAGGGAUAGGAAAGCAAUGUUUCUCACCAUCAUUGCAAAUGUUUGUGAGCAGCAAUGGAUUACCUCCAAGUCCUAUUCCCAGUCCAACCAGGAGAUUCUCCAACAGGAGGAGUCAAAGUCCAAUCAACUGUAUCAGGCCCAGUGUUCUUGGCCCCAUUAAAAGAAAAGGUGAAAUGGAAACUGAAAGUCAGCCAAAGAGACUUUUUCAAGGAACAACCAACAUGCUUUCUCCAGAUGUUACACAUCUGACAGAUCUCAGUUCAUGCCUGUCUUCAGAUAUCCUGGAUGGGAGCAGCAGCAGUGUUGGCUCUUCCUCUGAUUCCCUGACUAAAGGCAGCAUAACCACAGAGUCUCCAGUGACCUGCUCCAACUCCUGCUCCUCAUUCAUUUUGAUGGAUGAUCUCUCACCCAAGUGACUUAAGUUCUGAGUCAGUGUCUGGCUGUGCUGUUCCCUCCCUCUACACUUGUACAGGGAAACAAACUCUGAUCCUUGAACCAUUAACGUGAGGAUUAUUGAAAGGAAAACUGUCAUCCUUGGUGACUUUCCAUGAUUUUGAUUUAUUCAUUUAAUGGACACUGUAAACCAUAUUAAUGUCUGGUUUUGCAAAUUUGUUUUUUAAACAAGAUGUCUGCUCAGAUUAUACUAACUUCUUGCUUUCAGGAACUUGCAUACACUUUUUGAUUCCAAAAAUAGGGAACUACCUAUUAGUGUUGCAGUUUUUAGGAAAAUACUUCUGUCAUUAUCGUGGUCACUCUGUCUAGUGGGAAAUAAUUUGGUUUGGAAGGAUUUGAAAAUAGUAAUUUAUUUCCUGGCACUUCUGCCAUUGUGUAAAACUAUCCUUGCUUCUUUUUUUUUUUUUUCAGUCACUAGACUCAAAUUCUCUUAUAGAAGUGAGAAAAAACCCUCUUUUCUUAGUGCUGCUAGUCCUUUCUAUUACUGAAGACCACGAUGGGUCUGGAAAUCUCACUAUUACAUUAAAAAAACCAAACCCAAAACCCCACAACAGAAUAACUAAUGACUGGCACAUUUAUCAUCAGUAAAGAAAGAACAACCUGAAGAUGAUUAAAGCUGCAUAGCUCUGUCCCCAGAUCGUUUAUCCUACGGAUUGUAGGAGAUAAGGUCAAUGCUCAGCAAGGUUUGGCCAAGGGAAACGGAUCCACGCCUCGGUCUCAGACGUGCAGUGCAGAUCACUGAGUCAUUUAAACUACUGUGUAGGACAACCACGUGUGGCACCAUCAUGUCUCCUGUGGCAUUGAGGUCAUAGGUAUUUUUGUGCCUUAGGGGACAUUGUUAGAAAAGGAUGGGAUGUAAACCAGAGGGGUGGGUGGGCAAAGUCCUUUUUAUACAGCUUGUUGAUGGGAGUGCUUGCCAAGAGUCUGUCCUGGGUGCUGCUUCCCUUCCUGUUCCUUCCCUCGCACGGUGCUGUUGGGCAGGCCCAGCUCUGCUGGGAGAUGGCAGCCAAAACCUUUGGAGCUGCUCUCUGCAGCAUUCCUGGCUUUGUUAUGGCUGUGAGCAGGGCAAGCAGCUCAGUGAACAGUCAGUUUCUAAGGAAAGACUUCAAAGUUUGGAUUGAAUGUGAGCUCUGCAGAUGGGCUGAGGAGUCAGGUGGGAGCUCUGAGUAGGCCUGAUAAAAGUACCUUGGUCAGUCUGAGGUAAGACAAUAGGUAUUUUACUUUUUAAAGACUUUAAUGGGGCAAAAUAAAUCUGUUUGUAAUCUACUGUGUUAUGCUAUUUAUUAUUUAUAACUAUGUAAAAAGUCUGUGGUGAUGAAUUAUAGUAUUUUUUUAUGAUUGAGUAAGUUUUUUAUGUUCAGUAAUUGCUGGCUGGUUUGUAUUUAAUACGCAACGUUGUCUGCCAGAAUCAUAAGCUUCCAUUUUUGAAUGUUUGUAACAUAAAUGCUUCUUGUUUCUCUAAAAGUACAACUUCUUUUUGAAAGAAAAUAGCACUGAAUUGAAAGUAAGAUGAUGUGCUUUAAAAGUGAGCACAAUCUCUGGCAAUACUGUCUGGCUAAAAAGGGGAGGGGGAGAACCAUAGGGUUUUUUUUUUUUCCUGUUGUGAAGAAGCUGUUGAGUUUCCAGAAGACAUGUACAUACCAGAUUAUUUUUUAAAAGUGUUCCCAUUAAUUUGUAAGAAGUACCAUACUGGGCCAACGGUGGCACUACAAUUUGUAAUAUCAUUUUCAUCUGUGGAGCUUUAGUUCCCCACCUCAAAUAAAUGUGCAUAUUGUAAAAUCCUGUCCCUUGGUGCCAUUUUUCAAUGAGCUCUACAGUACUGAAUGUUAAUUUGAUUUGUAUAUCCACAGUGCUAUUUCUUGAAUUUUUGAUGUCUUAAAUCACUCUUUUUUUUUUUUUUUAAUUCAUGCUUGUAUCUUCUCUGCUCUCUUGAUGCUAAAACAUUUGCAAAAUACUGAUAAAAAGCCUGUCAUCAAAUUCAACCUGUUCCCUGUUGCCCCAGUGUCAUUAUACCCUGCUUUUAUUAGUACUAUGAUUUAGAAAUCUGAGCAAGGGGUGGCAGGAGGGGGGAAAACCUGUUGCAUGCUUUCUUAAAACUGAGAAGAGCAAAGCUGUUGCUUAUUUCUGGCUGACUUACCUGUACAAUUGAUGUAUUCCAGAUUUGUUUGUUAGUGGAGAGUCUUUAUAUAUAAAGUACUGGCCUUUGUAAACAUUAGAAUGUAAGCUUCAUAAAGCAAACGCACAAAUACUCCCCUCUGUUACAGCAGUUGUUUUAGUGUUGUGGCUCUUCUCCACUCUUCAGAAGACUAUUUUAUAAAAUAUAUACAUGAUACACACA
Apus apus (common swift) is the source of this 3565-nucleotide messenger RNA. Its product is annotated as P2R1A-PPP2R2A-interacting phosphatase regulator 1-like. The record is from RefSeq and is a predicted model, not a curated record. Bases 336 to 1190 code for a protein of 284 amino acids. Gene Ontology annotation, molecular function: protein serine/threonine phosphatase inhibitor activity. The transcript is spliced from 10 exons. Lineage: Eukaryota; Metazoa; Chordata; Aves; Apodiformes; Apodidae.